Callithrix jacchus (white-tufted-ear marmoset) is the source of this 2883-nucleotide messenger RNA. RefSeq names its product claudin 15 (gene CLDN15). The record is from RefSeq and is a predicted model, not a curated record. Gene Ontology annotation, molecular function: structural molecule activity. Gene Ontology annotation, cellular component: bicellular tight junction; membrane. Lineage: Eukaryota; Metazoa; Chordata; Mammalia; Primates; Cebidae.
UCCUCCCUUCCCUGAAGCCAUAUCCUUGAGAGUGCCGGGCAGCUCGAAGACACGGGGCUUUUCCGUGGUCCCGGAGUCCUGGGAGAAGGCAGUGACCUGAGCAGGAACGGGCAGAACUGUGGGGCCAGACUGGCCUCCUUUGACCCACUCAGCUGCCUCUCUGGGGUUUUCCACAGCAGGCCCCCCUUGGCUUCCUCCUCUCCCCCACCCUUCCCUCCCUUUGUCUUCCUGUGGCCUCCCCUUCCUCCUACCACCUCCUCCUCCAGGGAGGGGGGCCCUGUGGGGGAAGGAAACCUGCCUCUGGCACAGAGUAGGCAGCGGUCCCAGGAAAGGUCAGAGCCCAGGGCGCCCCAGCUCUCGCCUGUGGGCUGGAAGGUCAGGACCCAGCCCCACCUGGCCAGCCUCACCGCCUGGUGCCAGGCUCCGCAUGGGCCUGUUUUGCUUCACUGCAUACCUCUCGUUCCACAGGCCAGGCCAGCCUGGCUAGGGGUAGGGAGGAGUCACCUUAGGGGAGGCUGGAAGAGGCUGGAGGAGCCCAGUGGGGCCAGGUAGAUGUGCAGGCAGUGCUGAUGGCCCCCAGGGACUGAGCCCAAGGGAACCGGAGCAGGAGAUGAGUGUCUGCCCUGCGACAGGUGCUCUGCACUGGCUCCAGAUGGGGACCCAGAGGCUGCUAAUCCAUCAUCAUUUACGGAUCGAGCCAGUGACAGUUGCUGAUAACUGUGAACAGGUUGCAGAGCUCAGCCACAGGAUCACGCUCCAAGCCGCUGGCAGCAGGACCAGGCUCGAUGCUGAGUCAAAGAUCAACUUAGGAGGAAAUUGGAGUUUUGGGCGAGAACAACUCCCUGGUGGCCUCACACCCAGGACAGUCCCCAGAGCCGAGCAGGCAGCACUGUGGCGGGGGAGGGGGGCUUGAAUCCCUGGUCCCAGUGAGGUCUUAGUGUGUUUCCCCGGCUGGUUCAAGCAGUCCUCUCAGCCCAGCCUCCCAAAGUGCUGGGAUUACAGGCAAGAGCCGCUGCACCUGGCCCCUGGCCCCACUUUGCCCCACUGCCCAUGCAGUGAGCAGUCAGGCCUGUCACUAACGGAGCAGAGGCAAGCUCAGGGGACUGAGACCCCUGGCUGAGUAGCCUUGGUGAAUGAAUUGGGGGCUAAGUUCCAGUCCAGGCUGGAUGGAGCCCAGGGCUGUGUGUCUCCCAGCCUCCUGUCCCCUCAUCCACAUUCGUCUUCCUUAGAGAUUCGAAUGCCCCAACGCCUAGGUCUGCGAGUGUCAAAUUGUUCUCACGGUCCCUCCAUCCUUCUCCACUGAAGGCUGCUCUUCAUUCUGUUUCUGUCAUCUUUUCGCUCCUUGUCCCUCUUACUCUGUUCUCUGGCCCCCGAUGAAAGCUGAGUCAGAGACAGACACUUCCCCUCAGUUCCCAAUGCCUCCCUUGGGGGGGGCCCCUCCUUGGCCAUAUCCGUCUGUGGCUCCAGGGUAAGUCUGCCCCCCCACCCUCAUGGGGCGGGGAGCUGGGGCAGCCCAGAGGCUGGGGGGAGGGAGUGGACUUUUGGCCCGUUUCGGUUAUUCCCUCCAUCUAGUCAACAGCUGCCUCGCAGGCUUAGCUCAUUCCUCUGACCCGCCAGGAAGCGGAGAGACCCAGAGAGCAGGAGGGAGGCAGAAACCUGGAGGCAGAAAGUGGAGGCGGACCUGAGCCGGAGGAAGAGGAGGCAGAGGCUGAGGCCAAUUCCACCCUAGCCUGCCCGGACACCUCCUUCUAGCCAAAGCCCCUGCCAGUUCCCUAGGGGUUCCGCCCCUCCCCCUCUCUGGGGCACUAGACCCCCGGGGCCCUGCAUCCCACCAUGUCGAUGGCUGUGGAAACCUUUGGCUUCUUCAUGGCUGCCGUGGGGCUGCUGAUGCUGGGGGUGACUCUGCCAAACAGCUACUGGCGAGUGUCCACCGUGCACGGGAGCGUCAUCACCACCAACACCAUCUUCGAGAACCUCUGGUUUAGCUGUGCCACGGAUUCCCUGGGCGUCUACAGCUGCUGGGAGUUCCCGUCUUUGCUGGCCCUUUCUGGGUAUAUUCAGGCCUGCCGGGCGCUCAUGAUCACCGCCAUCUUCCUGGGCUUCCUCGGCCUCUUGCUAGGCAUAGUGGGCCUGCGCUGCACCAACAUUGGAAGCCUGGAGCUCUCCAGGAAAGCCAAGCUGGCGGCCACCGCAGGUGCCCUCCACAUCCUAGCCGGUAUCUGCGGGAUGGUGGCCAUCUCCUGGUAUGCCUUCAACAUCACCCGGGACUUCUUCGACCCCCUGUACCCUGGAACCAAGUACGAGCUGGGCCCUGCCCUCUACCUGGGCUGGAGCGCCUCCCUGAUCUCCAUGCUGGGCGGCCUCUGCCUUUGCUCCACCUGCUGUUGUGGCUCUGAUGAGGACGCCGAGCGGGGUUGGGGAGAGGGCGGCACCCCAGCUGUGACCGGAGCCCCGCCCCGCAGCGCCCGGCUGCCUUACGGGGCUCCACUGUCCGUGAAGCCCGUCGCCACCUCGGACCAAGAAGACGACAGCAGCUUUGACAAAUACGGCAAAAACGCCUACGUGUAGCAGCUCUGUCCCGUGAACCCCACUGUCCUUCUCACUGCCCCACAGAGAGGUCCUGGCCGGGGCCCAUUCCCCUGUAGCAACUUCAGGGGCCGGCCACGCCACGCACCCGGAGCCACGCCCCUACAGGCCACGCCCCCCCCAUUGGAGCCUCGCUCCGACCACGCUCCUGCCAGGCCAAGAACCUCUCUUGGGAAGUCGCAUGCCCCCCUGAGGCUGGAUCCCUCAUCUUCUGAGCCUGGGCUCUGGGCUGUGAAGGGGGUGGAGUGUCCUCGCACGUUUGUAUUCUGUAUAAAUACUAACAAAUUUAUAUUGUGA